Molecule: messenger RNA, 2330 nt
Organism: Amphimedon queenslandica
Lineage: Eukaryota; Metazoa; Porifera; Demospongiae; Haplosclerida; Niphatidae
Product: receptor-type tyrosine-protein phosphatase epsilon-like
Exons: 10
Coding region: 53-2173 (706 amino acids)
Biological process (GO): signal transduction; protein dephosphorylation
Cellular component (GO): cytosol; plasma membrane; cell junction
Molecular function (GO): protein kinase binding; protein tyrosine phosphatase activity
Source: RefSeq, a predicted model, not a curated record
GCGCUAGGCGUUCACAACCAGCCCCACCCAAAGUGUAAGGAGAGAAGCAGCAAUGAAGCAGCUACCAGCACUGGUUUUCCUCCUACUGGCAGUAGCGGCUAUGUCUCAGAAUAGCACAAACGACACUGAUACAGAAGAAAUGUUAAGCGUAUCGUCUUCUUUAGACUUUGAGAUGUUAACGUCAAUGCUGCCAGAAUCUAUUGAGCCAACAUCUAUGAUAAACAUGUCAUCUUCAGUAGCAGAUCUAGAUCAAACAGAUACUCCUCAAAAUGUCACUCAAAUCGACCAGUCCAGUUCUAUUGCGUACAGCUCAGAUAUAAUGUCAAUGGCAAUUACAGAUACGACACCCAAGACCUCAUCGGCCAUCCAAUCAUUACCUCCAUCUGAUCCAAGCAUGCCUCCAUCACAAAGCAUGUAUCUUUCUCAAAACAUGUAUUCUUCUCAAGGAAUGUCUUCUUUAGAAACCAUGUACGUGUCUCCUUCUCAAGGCAUGCCUCCUUCACAAAGCUCUAUUAGCUCUAUCAAUACAUCAUCAGUGUCUUCACUACUAAGUACCAUUCCAGCAGCAGCAACCAGUACUCCAACAUUAACACCAUCACCUACUGAAUCUUUGACCUCAUCUUCCAUGUACUUACCCACAAGUGAUGACAUAUUCGACUUUUUUUCAAGUAGCGAUGAUGGUGCUGUGAUCCCAACACCAUCCUCAGCACAUUCUACAACUUCAAAAGUAGUUUCACAAUCCUCUUCUAGCUCUCUCUCGGUAACAUCUGCUACAAUAAAUUCCACACAAUCAGUUACGCUAUCUUCUUCUUCGGUGUCUAGCUCUCUUUCAGUGACAUCUGCUACAAUAAUGUCUACACAAUCGUCAGUCUCUUCAGAGUCAUUGGGUGUUUCUCCACCUAUACCAACCUCAACUCCAACAGAGUCUAGUACAGGAAUACCAGUUGUUGUAUGGGCCCCUGUUGGAGCUGGGCUAGGACUGCUAGUCAUUGCACUAGUUGCUUGCAUGGUUAUUGUGGGUCUGGUUGUUCUUCUUAGAAGGAGAAAGAGAACAAAAGACAAGAAGAAGCCUCGGAAUUACUGGGAGAGUAUUCAUACGAACCGUCACCUUGGGUCUGCUGCCAAUGUAACAAUGGGACACAUAGCACCACUACCACGCCCUAACCAAGUCUCACGCACCAGCUUAGUAUCAAGAGGACACUAUCAACUUGACCAUCUAUCAAAGCCAAUGUCUGUAACAGAGCUAGAGCAUUGCCUUCGUUAUUAUGGAAGUUUACAUGACCAAUACAUGUCCAUUCCUGCUAAUAUGACAAGCAUGAAUGAGAUACCUAGUGGAGCCCAGGAAAAGAACCGCUACUGUGACGUGCUACCAAACCCAAACAGUCGCGUUGUGCUCUUCCUCAAAUUUGGUAUAGCUAACUCGGACUAUAUCAAUGCAAAUUUCAUAAGAGGAUACAGAGGACAGUCUAAAGCCUACAUUGCAACCCAGGGCCCACUCCCCUUCACAAUUGCUGACUUUUGGAGGAUGGUAUGGGAACAAAGAACAACUGUUAUCAUCAUGACAACCGGUCUUGUUGAAAGAAACAUGGCAAAAUGCAAUCAGUACUGGCCUGAUACUCAUGGAUAUGGCGUGACUGAGACUUAUGGUGACAUUCAAGUGACAGUGAGAAAGAAAGUCAAUCAUAACGACUACACAUUGACUACAUUCCUAGUCCAACAUUUAGAGCGUCACGUAACGCGUGAAGUGAUACACUACUGGUAUACUAAUUGGCCUGAUAUGGGUGUGCCUGAUAAUCCUUCAUCUGUGGUUGAUUUCUUACUGGAGACAAGGAGAAGCAGGGAGUCUUUUACAAUGCCUGGACCAGCAGUAGUACACUGCAGUGCUGGUAUCGGUCGGACAGGAGUGUUCAUAGGAGCCGACAUUGGUAUGAGGGAGCUGGAAGAAACCCAAAUGAUUGAUGUGCUUAGAAUCGUUGCCAACAUGAGGCAAGACAGAGGCGGGAUGGUCCAAACUAAAGACCAGUAUGUGUUCCUGCACAAGAUUCUCUAUGAGUAUGCAAAGAGGAUCGGUUAUGUUGUACCAAGGAUACAUGGAAUGAAUGACUUUGAAGAGGAAAGAUAUUCAGAGAAUGAUUUGGACGAUCAUAUUGAAACAACAACCACGUUUGUUUGAGAGAAGACAUGCUCUACUAACUUAACUUAUAUUCUUCUUUUUUGUUGUAACAUACAAGUAGUGUCCAGCCACGUUUUGUAUAGGCUUUAUAAUUCUUCCAAUACGUGUAUUAUUUUAUAUUAUUUUUAUAUUUAAGUGUUAUAUUUUAACCAAUGAA